Messenger RNA from Arabidopsis thaliana (thale cress), 985 nucleotides. RefSeq lists its product as hypothetical. The record is from RefSeq and is marked reviewed. Bases 1 to 354 code for a protein of 117 amino acids. The transcript has 2 exons. Lineage: Eukaryota; Viridiplantae; Streptophyta; Magnoliopsida; Brassicales; Brassicaceae.
AUGGAAAACGAAGGCGCAUCCACCGUUUGCCCUCUCGACCCAAGCAGUCUGCUGUUCUUGUCCGGCGAUGGUUUCGAACCGGCCGGCGUCUUCUUUCCACAUGCCGCAUUCUACUUCCCUCCGAAAGACAAGAAGGAGGCGUAUGACUUCAUGGACAAGGUUGUCGACAAACAUCACCGUAUGUGCGAUGAGAGGCAACGCUUGGGUCUCAAAAGGCACACACUCGAGGCUCAUAUCGCUCGAGUGGAGAGGAAGGUGAGGGCUUUGGAAAGCGAUCCCUUUCAAUGGGAGUGCAGGAACUUCGACUCUGUCGCAAAGAUCCCGACUAUGCUCCGGAUGUACCUCUGCGCCUGAGGUCAAGUUUCGGGGCUUGUGAAUACUCCGGUCGAGGUGGUCCUGUCUGACAGCGAAGAGGAUGAUGAAGAAGAGGACAACAACCUUUGAAAGCGCGUCAAGAAUGAACCCAAAGUGGACGACAAGAACGAGGCAUCCACUUCGAAUGCAGCACCGGCGAUGAACGAGCCAGUUCCUGAGCCUCUUCCAUAAAUGUCCCCGAACUCAUCUUUUUAUUUUAUUUCGCUUUUAUUUUAUAUUUAACUCGUUAUGAGCUUCGGUCCAUUUUAAAUUUUGGAAACUUUUGCUAUUUUCCUGAUUUCGAAAUACUCUUUUAGAGAUACGUCUUAAAUGCAGGACUAGCUGGUAGGCAUAAAUCUUUCGGUGAAUCACUCUGUUCUAGGAUGGAAACUACGGACUCUAAGGGAUGCGAUGUUCCUAUAAAUUAUAACUCUAACUUUUCCUUAUUCCUCACCUUUUCCUUUUUUUUUUGUAGAUAUGGAUUUCAACCUUCGAUGUUCGGAAUCCAUGCCUGAUUUCUCCAGGGUCGGAAUAACGGAUGGAGAUGUCCCAAAUGUGCCGGGAAGACGACCCUCUCCACCUCGUGGCUUCUUCCGUUUCCAAAUCUAGGCUCCAUGUGCUAUGAUCAAGG